Molecule: messenger RNA, 3551 nt
Organism: Drosophila subpulchrella
Lineage: Eukaryota; Metazoa; Arthropoda; Insecta; Diptera; Drosophilidae
Gene: sac
Product: dynein heavy chain 1, axonemal
Exons: 2
Coding region: 294-3533 (1079 amino acids)
Biological process (GO): microtubule-based movement
Cellular component (GO): dynein complex
Molecular function (GO): dynein light intermediate chain binding; minus-end-directed microtubule motor activity; dynein intermediate chain binding
Source: RefSeq, a predicted model, not a curated record
AUGUCAUCAGUAGACACAUUUAUAGAAAAUAUUAUUAACAAAUUUUUUUUUGAGAAUACUUAAAGAGCAUACUUGUUUUAUAUAGAAAAACCGGCAUUUUAAAUUUAAUUGCAAGAGACCCAUUCUUUCCUUAUCGUCAGAACAGUAUGUGAUCUCAAUACCUGUCUUCGGAGGCAUUUAUAUUUUGUCUUUCUUGUUUGCCUUGCGCCUAAUAGUCCUAAGAAAAAAAGAACACACAGCUUUGGAAGGAACGCCACAUUCACAUUUAAAUUGAUCUUAACAAUAUAUUCGACAUGGAUCCGGAAAACUUAGAGGUGGACAGAAAUGACGACGAUUCCCAGGAGUCAGACGCGACCAGCCUUAGCUCUGUAAGCUACAAGGAGAACGAUGAUCCUCAAGUAAAGCAUGAGACUGAGAAAGCCAUCUGUAUCAUGCCGCCACGCCCAGGAACUGCUAUGAUGAACUACCAGGAACUUUUUAUACCAAGAAAUCAGCUAACUGAUGUAUAUUACCCCAUUCAGGAGGCGCAGCGCUGGCUUACGCUGAUGGACAAGAUGGGCAAGGCACAUCGUUUCCCACUGCCCACGAUCCUACCAAAAGUGAUCCAGACCCGCUACGUCCCAAAGCGGCACCUUCCCAAGGACGUAGAGGUGGACCGCAGACGUCGCCAGUAUCAGAAGAUCAACCUGGUAGAGGAGCUGGCCAAGGCGGGACUCACCGACGACGUCCUUCAGCCCACCGAGGAGCAGUACAACGUAAUGUCCGAGUUCGCCUUCCCCCACAAGUUUCCACUGAGCUAUUUCGACGACAGCAACUUUGACAUUAACUCGCCUGCGGCUUGGUUCGAGCUCGGAGUUGUUGGGGAUGCCCAUUACCCGCUUCCAGCGAAGGCUUACCUGCCCUACAACCAGAGCCUGCUUAACUGCCAGUGGGGCAUGGCAGCCGUCACCGCGCAUCACGAGGACUCGGACCUCUGGACUCUUCUGUCGCUGGAAGACGGAUGCACCUACAAAGUACCCAAGCUGCAGUUCAUGUUCAUGGCCGAGAACCCACACAAGUAUAUCAAGCGGCUCCAAGCCGCCGUUCAUGAGCGGCACAAGGGUGAGCAGCUGAUGCUGAUGGAGCUAAUCGUGGACUGCGUCUUGCACGAGGAUAUUGAGUCCACGGUGUUCUACAGCUUCAAGCCCAUAGAGUCGGUGCUGCAAGCUGCAAAGGUGUCAGAGCAGUGCAAGCGACGGUUGCGCUCCGAAGUGAACUUGGUGUUUGAGCGCCUGAUGGCCCUAUACGAACUGGAGCAGUUUAUCCUGAAGAUGCCAAAGGAGUUUCCCCAGUUCCGGAACAUCAAUCUCAAGGAGUUCCUGCCCCGCUCCUUCGCUGUCGAUGUCUCCGGGAAGGAGCGCGUGGAGCUGCAGGCCCUCGGCAUCACCAUGCAGGAGAAGCGUUACGACUACUUGAAGGCGAGUCUUUUCUACUGCGGGGGCGGCAUCGAGGCUAUGGCCGGAGUGGCCAUCGAGUGCCAGUACAUCGAGACCCUUUCGAUCUUUAUCUGCAGCUUCAGCAAGCCUUUGGCCCUUGUUGACUUCCUGCAGGCGCAAGAGGCACAUAGCGACAACGUGGCCACGUUCCUCAAGGUCUAUUGGCCACAGCAGCUCACAACCGUCAUCACUGUAGUACUCCGAGCUCUGGGAAAGGGAUGGCUGGACAUAUCCCUUAACACCUGGACAGUCUAUCUCAUGUGCAAAAUCUCGAGGUUUGUACUUCAGGUGAAAUUUCGCAUGCAAGAGUCCAUGGAGGUGCUACUCGAGACGUCUCUGGUCAACUUCUCACACUUUGUUUGCGAUCCGUGUCUGCAGUUCCUUCCACUGAAGCCCAACUACAAAUGGACCAGCAACUACAUCGACACAGAGUUUCCCUUCCACAAACCUGUGUUUGCAAUGACCCUUGGCAUUAACGAGGACCGCAAGGUCUUUUACUCCACUGACCCAGAUGAAUUCCAGCCGGGCCUGGUGGAGAUCUUCAAGAAGUGCCUGGAGAAGGCGGCUGGAGUGCGGCUCAUAGAUGCGUCUGUCAUGAGUUUUCUGAAAUUCGCCCCGAACCUGUACAUCCUGACGGUGGAGUUGAUCGAAGAUCGCUUUCUAAGGGAGAAUGAGAUUUUAAAGAACUGCUACGCCAAGGCAGUGCUGCCUCUCAGGGCCUACGCCCGAAUGUACGAAAGGUUUAUCGAUUUUUACCUUCUGAGCAUUAACACAUAUAUGCAGGCAUACGCUCAGGCCCGAAAGCCAUCUUCCGAGGUAAAGCGAGACAUCCUCGAGCACAAGCGGCUAAAGGAGGAGGUCCGGGAAAUUCUCCCUGCCUUUAUUACAAUCGGACCGUUCUACAUAAAUGUGGAUACACUGAAGCAAUUUAUGAUAAGGAAACGCAUCGAAAUCGUGAGACGAAUCUUCGAGUACUACGUUGACCGAAUGUAUGAGACAAAUGAGGUUCUGCUGGACCGCUGUCUGGAGAUGUUUCGGAGGAUCGCCGAACGGCCGAUCAGCAUUGAGCACCUGUACGAGAUUCGCGACUUUGCAUUGACUGUCCCGGACCUGGUGGAUGAGCUGAAAGCGGAUAUACAGGUCAUGUGGCUAGAGUACGACCUACUGGACAGCUUCUUUUACAACUUGAGUGACCAUCAGUUUGCCAUGAAGUGGAACGUCUAUGCCUGGCCGCACCAGAUAAUGGUCCGGCUAUUUACCUUGAAAGAUGAGCAAAAAGUGGACAUUGAGGAGUUCCUACGCCUGCAUUCCAGCGAAUGCCAAGCAUUCGAGGAGCGUCUAGAGUCCCUGAACGAUGAAGUGCAGGCCUACUCACUAGCGUUUAAUACAAACCGGGCCCAGGAGACGUCGGUUGAUAUCAAAAAGACGUGGGCACUGAUCAAGGAACUCGAGAAGGUCAGCCAGACCCUGCAAUUUCGCCAGGAACUCUUUGAGCUGGAGCCGCUCUCUGUGGAGUUUCUAGAGAGCAUUAUAGAUAGCUUCACCCCCUACAAGAACUUGUGGUACGCCUGUGCAAACUUUCUAAAACUCGAAGAGGCCACCGAGGGCAAUCCAAUAGCGCAACUGGAUCUGGAGGACGUGUGGAAUAACCUUAUGAAGCUUCGCGACGAACUUUCGGAAUCUAUGCAAAUAUUUAAUGAAAAGAUCGAGAUUAUGGAGGUUGCCAAAACAUUCAUUGCAAAAAUUGACGACUUUAUUCCAGUUUACAAUAGCAUAAAAGACCUUCGAAAUGAGAACUGGAUGUACAUUCACUGGCAAGAACUUAGCUCGGUUACCGGCCAAGAGAUCAAGUACACCGUUGCCAUGAAUUAUCAGUAUCUAAUACGCAAGGGCAUCUUGGAUUUCUUGCCCGAAGUCCACAUUAUAUCGGAGAAGGCCAACAACGAGGCGGAGGAAAUCCUUCGCGCCAUAGAAGAGGAAGAAAAACGGAAGCAGGCCGAACUUGACGCUCUUUUAUUGCGGAAACAGUUGCGCAAGUGUCGCAGGGAUAUUCUAUAAGUUGUUUAAGAUUUUAUC